AUGGCUUUUUUUUUUUUUUUUUUUUUUUUUUAUUUUAUAUUUUUUUUAUUUUAUUUUAUUUUUUAUUAUUUUUUUUUUCUAAUGGCACACAAAUCGAUUUUUUUUUUUUUUUCAAAAUUUUCAAAUAAUGUUUUACAAAACCUUGAUGUCAAGGAGUGA
Messenger RNA from Dictyostelium discoideum AX4, 159 nucleotides. RefSeq lists its product as hypothetical. The transcript has 2 exons. Lineage: Eukaryota; Evosea; Eumycetozoa; Dictyosteliales; Dictyosteliaceae. The record is from RefSeq and is a predicted model, not a curated record. Bases 1 to 159 code for a protein of 52 amino acids.